AUGGCCACGCGCGCCCGCGGAAGUCGCAUCCUCAGGCCGCUGCUCUACACCACAGGCGCGGGUCUGGUCGGAGGAGCCGCGCUCUAUUCCAUCUAUCGUCCUCGCGACAUCCCCGGCCUCGAGGCGGCACAAGUCCCUCCUCCGACGUAUGGCGAGGGUGGCAUUUUCCGUCCACCCAACUUUCCCCAUGCCAAGUCGAGAGACGAGCAGAUCGCAGAUCUGAAGCGAAGCGCUGGCGUCCUUUCCAGUGCUGCAGACAAGGUCAAAAACAGCAUUGGCUGGGGAUCUGGUGGCGCCGGUGCUGUAGAUGCAGCUGAGGAGAAGAGCGAAGAGGAGCCAUAUGAUCUAUUGGUCAUCGGUGGUGGUGCGACCGGCACUGGUAUCGCGCUCGAUGCUGCCACCCGAGGAUUGAAGGUCGCCCUUGUAGAACGAGACGACUUCAGCAGUGGAACAAGCAGCAAAAGUACGAAGCUUGUGCACGGCGGUGUACGAUAUUUGGAAAAGGCUGUUUGGAAUUUGGACUACAACCAGUACAAACUCGUUGUUGAGGCACUCCGCGAACGUCGCUAUUUCUUGGAUACCGCACCGCAUCUCUCGCAAUGGCUCCCGAUUAUGAUUCCUAUUCAGAAGUGGUGGCAGGCACCCUACUUCUGGGCGGGUACAAAAUUCUACGACUUUCUGGCUGGCUCGGAAAACAUUGAGAGUUCUUACUUCUUGACCAAAAGCAAGGCUCUGGACGCAUUUCCUAUGCUGAAGAAGGAGGACCUAUUCGGCGCUUUGGUCUACUACGAUGGUGCACACAACGACUCCCGUAUGAACGUUUCCCUUGCCAUGACCGCAGCGUUGUACGGUGCGACUGUCGUAAGCCACAUGGAAGUCACCGGCCUCGAGAAGGACGCGUCUGGAAGACUCAGUGGUGCGCGUGUCAAGGACUGCAUCACUGAGCUGAAUGGUAAGAAGUCGGAGGAAUUCACAAUCAAGGCAAAGGGCAUCAUCAACGCUACGGGGCCUUUCACAGACUCAAUUCGCAAGCUCGAUGAACCGACCGUCGAGGAGAUUGUUGCACCAAGCUCCGGUGUGCACGUUAUCCUGCCAGGUUACUUCAGCCCGGCAAACAUGGGACUUAUCGACCCCUCUACGUCCGACGGCAGGGUCAUUUUCUUCCUUCCUUGGCAAGGCAACACUAUCGCAGGUACGACUGAUUCGGCUACCUCAGUUACUAAAGAUCCGGUGGCUGGUGAGGACGAGAUCGAUUGGAUUCUCAAGGAAAUUCGCCGCUACUUGCAACCUGAUAUCGCCGUACGCCGAGGCGACGUCCUUGCCGCAUGGUCCGGCAUUCGCCCCCUCGUACGCGACCCUAAAGCUGGCAAGACGGAAGGUCUCGUCCGCAACCACCUGGUCACUACAUCUCCCUCUGGUCUGCUGACCUGUGCCGGUGGGAAAUGGACCACGUAUCGCGAAAUGGCUGAGGAGACUGUCAACGAAGCGAUCACGGAGUUCGGUCUCACUAGUAAGCCCCUCGCAAGCGCUCCUCGUGUCAGUGGAACCGAAGUCCUAGACGAGGCUCCCCUGGACGGCACUUGCCAGACACACCGCGUCCGUUUGAUUGGCGCCCACGGCUAUUCCAAGACUCUUUUCAUCAAUCUCGUUCAGCACUACGGUAUCGAAACCGAAAUCGCCAAGUACCUAUGCACUGCUUACGGUGAUCGCGCCUGGAGCGUCGCAGCACUAUCCGCUCCAACCGAGCAACGUUUCCCUGUCCGCGGCAAGCGAAUUUCAGAGCUAUACCCGUACAUUGACGGCGAGGUACGGUACUGCGUGCGUCACGAGUAUGCGCAAACGGCUACGGACGUUAUUGCCCGACGUAUGCGCCUUGCGUUCUUGAACGCACAGGCUGCCCUUGAGGCUCUACCUGUAGUCAUUGACCUCAUGGCUGAGGAGCUCAAGUGGGACUCCAAGCGGAAGGAGACGGAGUGGAAGAAUUCGGUUACAUACCUGGGGAGUAUGGGCCUGCCGAAGGGCAAGCUUACUUUGACAAGGAAGGAUGUGGAGAGUGGGCGCGUGGGCAAGUACGCUGAUGAGGAGUAUCAUUUGUACGCGAGGCACGGUAAUAAGAGUCCCUCCAUGUUGUUGUGGCGAUGGAUCGCUAAUGGUGAUACAGACAAGCCUGAUGAGCCCCUCCCUUCGGACUCCAAAAUUCCACCUGGGCACAACCCCGUCAUCGGAGAAGACUCAAAGGCGAACAAAUAG
Molecule: messenger RNA, 2250 nt
Organism: Didymosphaeria variabile
Lineage: Eukaryota; Fungi; Ascomycota; Dothideomycetes; Pleosporales; Didymosphaeriaceae
Gene: GUT2
Product: mitochondrial glycerol-3-phosphate dehydrogenase
Exons: 3
Coding region: 1-2250 (749 amino acids)
Biological process (GO): glycerol-3-phosphate metabolic process
Cellular component (GO): mitochondrion; glycerol-3-phosphate dehydrogenase (FAD) complex
Molecular function (GO): glycerol-3-phosphate dehydrogenase (quinone) activity
Source: RefSeq, a predicted model, not a curated record